Molecule: messenger RNA, 3015 nt
Organism: Salvelinus namaycush (lake trout)
Lineage: Eukaryota; Metazoa; Chordata; Actinopteri; Salmoniformes; Salmonidae
Product: vasodilator-stimulated phosphoprotein-like
Exons: 13
Coding region: 177-1424 (415 amino acids)
Biological process (GO): axon guidance; neural tube closure; positive regulation of actin filament polymerization
Molecular function (GO): SH3 domain binding; profilin binding
Source: RefSeq, a predicted model, not a curated record
GUGUGCCGGUGUCUAUUUCGCCUAUUUGUGCAGUCAUAUUAGGGUGUCUAGAUUGAUAUAUGUGUGUAUCACAUUUUUACCAUCGUUGUAUCUUAUGUCUUCUAUUUUCUACUCCGGCUACUCAUCCAAAACCACAUAUCUAGCUUGGGAGAGAGGAUUUGCAGUCUCGCCAAACAAUGAGUGAGUCCAGUAUCUGCCAGGUGCGAGCCACGGUCAUGCAGUAUGAUGAUGGUAACAAGCGCUGGGUGCCGGCGGGUGAGGGGGGCCAGGCCAUCAGCAGGGUCCAGAUCUACCACAACCCCGUAGCCAACACAUUCCGAGUGGUGGGACGCAAGAUGCAGGGUGACCAGCAGGUGGUGAUCAACUGCCCAAUCGACAAGAGGCUGAAGUACAACCAGGCUACCGCCAACUUCCACCAGUGGCGGGAAGGCCGGCAGGUGUGGGGGAUGAACUUUGGCAGCAAGGAGGAAGCUGUUCUCUUUGCCAACGGCAUGAUGCAUGCCCUGGAGGUGCUGAGUGCACUCACUGACUCAGGCUACUCCUCUCUCCCCCGCCCUGUCCAGAAUGGACCCUCCCCAGAGGAGCUGGAGCAACAGAGGAGACUGGAGCUGCAGAGGCAGGAGCAGCAGGAGAGAGAGCGGCUGGAGAGCGAGAGACAGGCCGCACCCAUCCCCCCUGCAGCCCCGCCUGCUCCUCCCUCUGCCCCCGGUGGCCCCCCGGCUCCCCCAGGACCGCCUCCACCCCCAGGCCCCCCACCUGCUGGCCCCCCACCCCCACCUGGCCCCCCACCACCCCCUGGGUCUGGGGCCCCACCUGCCCCACCUCAGUCUGGUGGAGGGGGAGGAGGAGGAGGGGGCGAUGGAGGGGGUCUCGGUGGGCCCGGGGGACUAGCUGCAGCCCUAGCAGGAACCAAACUACGCAAAUCGGCCAAGGAGGAUGGUGGUGCGGCAGCACCUCCUCCAUCGGGAGGAGGAGGUGGUGGUGGGGGAGGAAAUCUGAUGGGGGAGAUGAGUGCCAUCCUGGCCCGACGGAAGAAAAUGUCAGAUAAUCCAGGCGUAAAGAAGGAUGUGCCCAGCAAUGAAGACUCCUCAAAGUCCUCAGGCCAAGGUGACAGCCUCAGGAGACCGUGGGAGAAAUCAGCCACCAUUCCAAGGACUAACUCAACCACCAAGACCCAGCUGCAGGAGAGCAGCCCCACCUCCACCACCCCUGCUCUUCCUCCCGCCCCCUCAUCUCCAUCCUCUGCCCCAUUGCCCAGGAUGAAGGCAGUGAACAACACCACGGCCAGCACAGGCAGUGAAGACACAGAGAUGGAGAGAAUCAAGCAGGAUAUCCUUGAGGAAGUGAGAAAAGAGCUCCAUAAAGUGAAAGAUGAAAUUAUCGGGGCAUUUAUCCAGGAGCUGCAGAAGAGAGGCCCAGUAUAGUCUCUCAACAUAUAGCCACUGGCACCUGGACAGAAGAUGGUGGGGAGGGGUGGAUGGAUCAUACAUUUCCUGCACUGUUCAGGCUGUUCUCCCUCAAUGUUCUACUCACCACACACCUAUACGUUUAGGAUUGUACCAAUCGGCACUCUUCCGAAAUUCUGUUCGCCGUUAUUUUUCUCGUUUCAAGAGCUUUGCUGUGCCUCUCUUGCUCCGCCAUCACUGCCUACCUUACUCUACUCACCUCCCAAGUCAACUCCCAAAUCUUACCUGUGUCCAUUUCUGGCCUUACUCUUCACUAGAGAAAACAAUUCAGGGAAUAUCAUCGACCACACCAUCGAAACGCAGUACAUUUCCAACAGUUGCACAUUUAAAAGUCAACCUAACUUUGGUCGCUGCAGCAGAAGUCAUUUUUUUUGUAUAUUUUUGUAACAAGCUGCAGUAGUUGACCACAGGGGGGCACUGUGAAUCAGGAGAAUCGCACAUGAAGCCUAUCUCUGUAGUUUCUGUACUACCCAGGAGCAGUUAGGGAACUACAAAUCCCAGCUCGUAACAAUAAGGGAGUUCUCCUGGUUAAAUGUCUGUCUGUCCGUCUACAGCUAUUAAAAGUAAGGUGUUGAUCUUGGGUCAGUUUUGCAUUUUCCCAACUAGUGGUUUAUGUUAGGAUUAGAGGCGGGGAACCUGAUCCUAGAUCUCUACCAAGGGGAAACUUCACCCCGGAGCCACUUGAUACUGGUUGUCCUCUGAGCUCUGGCUACACCUCACAUCAACUGUUUUUUUUUCACCUCAGGGAUUAGCGGAUGCAUAUCAGUUAGGACCGUCUGCACCGGGUCCUAUUCCAGUUACCAUGCCCACUUUUCCAUGUAGCACAGACAACCCCAGCAGACCACCUAUAGAUGACAAAUGGGCCCAAUCCCAAAUCAACCCCUAGCCCCUGCAACCUCUGCCUCACUAGUAGAGAUGUGAGAAGAUUGGUGUAAGCAAUAUGGAAAAAUGUCAUUCAGCCAAUCAGCGCAAGUUGGAGCUAUUACCAUAUUACUUACGCCUGUCUUAUCCAUUCAGAUCUCCACAAGUACAUAUGGCUAGGGGUCGAUAUGGGAUAUGAUGACAGUUUGCCACCUGAACACAAGCAUAGUUAUUAGAAUGGGCAUUGUCCUCUAAAAGCAAUGAACAAUUGUUGAUUGGAUGUUAGGUGAACAAUUGUAUCUAUUUAAGAAUGAAUAAAUCUUUUUUAAGCACUUUAAUGCCUGACAUUUCCUAGCUCCCUGUGAAGCAUGUCCAAUAGGUUGCCAACCAUAUCCAUUUCCCAAUGACAUGGAGAACUAUGCCUGUUCUGUCCAUUCUAUUUCUACGUUCCUAACACUGCCUACUCUUCUAGUCGCCACAUAAGAAGAGGGGAGCAGGUUGGGGACUGUACCUGGUAUGAUUCUGCUGCAGUGCAGGUAACUGCAACGUAUCACUGUGCAGUCCAGGGACUUGUACCUGACUGUGUAGGAUCUUCUAAAGACACAGUGCCUCCAGAAAGUAUUCACACCCCUUGACUUUUUCCACAUUUUGUUGUGUUACAGCCUGAAUUUAAAAUGGAUAUAUGUCA